Molecule: messenger RNA, 377 nt
Organism: Phodopus roborovskii (desert hamster)
Lineage: Eukaryota; Metazoa; Chordata; Mammalia; Rodentia; Cricetidae
Gene: Znf350
Product: zinc finger protein 350
Exons: 3
Coding region: 40-315 (91 amino acids)
Biological process (GO): regulation of DNA-templated transcription
Source: RefSeq, a predicted model, not a curated record
AGCUGAUCCGGGUGUGACUAAGGCAGAACACUCCAAUCAAUGGCCAUCUUCUCAAGUCAGAAGAAAAUGAUGCAGGCCCAGGAAUCCCUGACCUUGAGUGAUGUGGCUGUGGUAUUCUCCUGGGAGGAGUGGCAGCUUCUGAACCAUGCUCAGAAGGACCUGUACUGGGAUGUCAUGCUGGAGGUCUGCAGGAGUCUGGCAUCAAUGGGAUAUCCAUCCAGAAAAUCAGAUGUAUGUUCCAAAUUGGACCCAGGAGAACCAUGGACAAUAGCAGAUGAAGAUGAAAUCCACAAUCUAAUCUGUCCAGGUGAGUGAGGGCCAGCAGAAUCUUGUUCUGAAUACACUGUGGGCAUUAAAGCUACAGGUGGUCUGAAGAC